GAGACAGACAUUUGCAGCCUCUCAUCAGCUUCCUGGCUAUGCCCCCACACCUCAACCAACCGGUCUCUCGGGAAUAUUUGACACUAGUGUGAAUAGUGACAGCACUAACACUAAAGAGUCUUCUGUGAUGAAUUUUCUUUCCUCUGUUGAGUCACGAGCUACACAAGCUGCUUCUUCAGGAACUACUCUUUUACCACAGUUCAGGACUCCAUCCUGGCAGACAGGCAUGCAUUCCUCAGCAGCAACUGAGUUGUUUGUUACUGGACCUUUGCCAACCACUGGAACACUUCCACCUUCUGCCCUCUCAGCUUACCAGCAUCCCACCGCCUUUAACAACAGAAACUUUGCUACCACCUCACCUUUGGUGCUUCAGGAUUCAAGUUUUAACACUGCAGCAAAUGGAAUUUUAAAUCCUCAUGACCCUUUGCUACAAAUUAAAACUUCCCAGGGAACUGUUCCAACUGCUUUGGCAUUUGAACGCCUGGGCAGUUCUGCAUUAAGUAACAGCUUACCACCUCAGUCUUCGACAUAUCGCUCAGCUCAAGAAUCUGCACCCCAUCUUUUACAACCUCAAUUUAGUUUGUUGCCUUCAGCUCUUGGGGGAGCCCAGCAAACUCCUCAAGCCUACAGUUCUACUAUCUUUUCUAGUUCUACUGCUUCCAUUGAAAGAGCUCUCCGAGAAUGUAGUGUUAUUAAACACCAUCAGCGGCCUUCAGGUACCCAGUCUAUUCAGGCACAACUGACUGGUUCACAGCAUUCCUUACAUAGUUACCUGUCAAAUGCAAACGUAGUUAAUUUUCAGGAAACAUCUAGGCAGUCAUCGUUACCUUGUAGUCCAAUUGGAGAGUCUACUCAGGUGAGCAAUGGAGUAUUGCAACAGAAGACCCCCCAGGUGUCGGAUCUUGCUCAGUCUUACUCUUCGGCAGUUCCAUCAUCAGGGUAUCCUUCUACUACAAAAGUAGAUAGCUGCUCUACAAAACUACCACUGACAUCAACUAAGACUCCAAAACCUCAAAGCUUAAUUCCUCCUGUGCAAACACUAAGCUAUUCCAAACCUUUACAUAACCAGAGUUCUGUAGUAUCAGGUCAAGCACAAAUUUAUUCUACAGCACAGCUACCAAGCCUUUUAUCAGUUAGUCAGUCCCAAAAUUAUGGUUUAGUACAGCCACAUAAUGUGCCAUCUAUUGUGCACUCACAGGUUUAUAGGUCCAACAGGGUUGAGAAAUUGCCAUCCUUAUAUAAAACAUUGGCUUAUUCUUUGUCAUCUCAGCCUAUAACUUCUGAAAACCAGACACUUAGUUAUUCAUCUAGUCAGCAAGAAGUAUUAUCUUCAAUUACAAAUGAGAAUUACCCAGCUCAAACAACAGAUCUAUGCUCAGUCAGUCAAUCUCAAAGUUACUCAUCUGGUCAUUCUCAGGGUUUAUCACCAGUUAGUCCAACACGGGUCAGUUAUUCAUCUCAAUCGCAAAUUCUGUCAGUCAGUCCAUCAGAAAGCUACGCAUCAGGGCAGUCCCUGACUUUAACAGCCCCCUCCCUUUCUUAUUCUUCUGCUUCUCGGGCUCAGAACUUGUCAGAUUCUAAUGCAACCCCAAAUUACAUUUCUAUGCAUUCUUCCCAAAAUGCUCAGACUCAAGAAUCAUCAUCACCCCAAGCACAAAAGUUUUUGCCUGCUGUACAGUCAUCAUCUUUUGCAUCUUCUCCUCAUUGUCAGACCUUACCGAGUAAUAUACCUUCCCCUGAUCCAAAGUCCUAUGCUGAAAGAAAACUUGACUCAACUGUGUAUACGUCUUCAAAGCAAGAAGAUGAUUUUCCAAUGCAAGAGUUACAAACGUUACAGCCACAGGCAUCUCUUGACUCAUCAAACCAAAGGCUGUCUGAUGGAGAAGUGAAUGCUCAAGAACCCAUUUAUAAGGCAUCCAAGGCAGAUGACAGCUAUUCUCAAAGUGUAAUCAGAAGUAAUUCCCAUCUUGAAGAUCAAGUUGUUGGGAUUACUCUACAGGGAUCAAAAAAGGAAGAAAACAUAGUUGGUUCAGUGACUCAACUUAACCAACAAAUUGGCCAACCCAAUAAUGCAGCAACCCCUGAUCUCAAAAAGGCAACCAGUUUGAUGCAAACACCACAAAUGAGGUUGAAUAAUAAAGACCUGAGCCAGCAGCAUUCUCUUACACAUAAACUACAUGAGGCCAAGGUGCAAGAACAGCAUGAUCAAAUAAUUAAUGCCUCAUCUCAGAUUCAAAUUCCAAAUCAUGCUUUAGGGCAUACUCAUCAGGCAUCUCUUCCUAAUGCACAGGUCCUUUUAGAUUCUGCCUGUGAUUUACAGGUUCUUCAGCAUUCAAUAUUACAGGCAGGCUUAGGACAAGUAAAGUCAUCUUUACAGCGUGUUCAGAGUCCUCAACAAAUAGUACAUCCUUUCCUUCAAAUGGAUGGCCAUAUUAUUCAGAGCAAUGGUGAUCAUUCUCAGCAGCCACUCCACCCUCAAAAUUCAGAGAUUAUGAAAUUAGACCUCUCUGAGUCUUCAAAACCACUACAACAGCAUCUAACAACAAAGGGCCAUUUCAGUGAAACAAAUCAACAUGAUUCUAAGAGUCAGUUUGUUUCUCUUGGAUCAAUAUGUUUCCCAGAGGCAAUGCUUCUCAGUGAUGAAAGAAAUAUUUUAUCAAAUGUAGAUGAUAUCUUAGCAGCUACAGCAGUAGCUUGUGGAGUUACACCUGAUUUUUCCAAGUCAACUUCAAAUGAUACUAUGCAGACUGUUGAAGGUGGUGAUCCUAAAUCUCAUUUUCAGCAGUCAUUAGAUGUCAGGCAUGUGACUUCAGAUUUUAACUCAAUAACAGCUACAGUAGGGAAGCCACAAAAUAUAAAUGACAUUGCCUUAAAUGGAAAUCAGGUUACUGUAAACCUUUCACCGGUACCUACCCUUCAGUCAAAAAUAACUCUUGAUCAACAGCACAUUGAAACACCUGGUCAAAAUAUGCCAACUAAAGUAACUUGUGCAGUGGUUGGACCAAGUCAUGAAGUCCAACAGCAAAGUUCUGGGUCCUUCAAGAAACAGUCUGCUACCAAUCAUGAGUCUGAAGAAGACAAUGAAGUUCCUGUUGAUAGUACAUUAAAUAAUAACAGAAACCAAGAGUUUGUUUCUAGCAGUAGGAGUAUAAGUGGAGAGAGUGCUACAUCAGAGAAUGAGUUUACCUUAGGGAGUGAUGACAGUAUGUCAGUGAACCCCACUAGGAGUGCACUUGCACUGUUAGCUAUGGCCCAGCCUGUUGACACAACCACUGCCAAGGUUGAAGAGGAAAACCAAGAUUUAAUACAGUUUAGCCUCCCAAAGAAAAAAGGUAAAGGAAAAGGGCAAAUGAAAGAGGAAGACAAUAGUAAUCAAAAACAGCUAAAAAGAUCUGCCCAAGGUAAACGCCAGAAUCCCAGGGGAACAGAUCCAUAUUUACCAUAUACAUCACCUUCCUCAGAGAGCUGCCAUGAAGGCUAUCAGCAUCAGGAAAAAAUGAGACAGAAGAUCAAAGAAGUAGAGGAAAAACAGCCAGAAGUAAAAACAGGAUUUAUUGCCUCUUUCUUAGAUUUUCUGAAAUCUGGGCCCAAGCAGCAGUUUUCCACUCUUGCUGUCCGCAUGCCUAACAGGACCAGACGACCAGGGACCCAGAUUGUUCGUAGUGUUUGUCCCCCACCACUUCCAAAGACCUCAUCCACAUCACCAAUGCCUUCAGUUUCAGAAACUGGGAGUGUCAGUCCAACAGAAAAGGCUGAUAAUGAACUGAGAAACUUGGAAAACUUACCUUCAUUUUCUUCUGAUGAGGAAGAUCCUGGAGUGUGCACUCAUGAUAUCUAUAAAAGCAUUUCUGCUCCCUUAACUGCAUUGGAUGCUACUGCUGAUAAAACAAAGAAGACAGUUUCAGAUGCCCUACCAGUGGCAACUCGUAGCCCAUCUACCAGUACUACUAGUACUGCUGCUGUUUCCUCCACCACUGUUGGUGCAGCUAAGCAAGAACUUCACUCUACUUCAUCUGCAACAAACAUCCUGGAAAAUAUAAACUGCACCGAACCCCCAAAGCCUGAACUUGAUGGUCUUCCUUCAGACCAGUUUGCGAAAGGACAGGACACUGUUGCCAUAGAAGGUUUUACAGAUGAGGAGAACACAGAAAGUGGAGGAGAAGGCCAAUAUAGAGAGCGUGAUGAAUUUGUGGUAAAGAUAGAAGACAUAGAGACAUUUAAGGAAGCUUUAAAGAUAGGAAAAGAACCUCCAGCUAUUUGGAAAGUACAAAAAGCUUUAUUGCAGAAAUUUGUUCCCGAAAUUCGAGAUGGUCAAAGAGAAUUUGCUGCUACAAAUAGUUACCUUGGAUAUUUUGGAGAUGCAAAGACUAAAUACAAAAGGAUAUAUGUGAAGUUCAUUGAAAAUGCAAACAAAAAAGAAUAUGUCAGAGUAUGUUCUAAAAAGCCAAGAAGUAAGCCUUCACAAACUAUCAGAACUGUUCAGGCCAAGCCAUGUAAUAGCAAUAAAACUUCGGAUCCUCCAACAUCAAAAAUGACUACAACUUCAAAAGCUCCUUCCAUGAAACCCAAAGUUAAACAGCUAAAAAUAAAAGCUGAGCCACCACCAAAGAAACGGAAGAAAUGGAAAGAAGAGUUUUCAUCCUCGCAAUCUGACUCGUCUCCUGAGGUCCAUUCUAGCAGUAGUGAUGACGGGGAAUUUGAUCCUCCAGCUCCCUUUGUCACUCGGUUUUUGAACACAAGAGCAAUGAAGGAAACUUUUAAGAGUUACAUGGAAUUGCUUGUUAGCAUUGCUCUGGAUCCUGACACGAUGCAAGCCUUAGAGAAGAGCAAUGAUGAACUACUUUUACCUCAUAUGAAAAAGAUUGAUGGCAUGCUAAAUGACAACCGGAAAAGACUUCUUUUGAAUCUUCAUUUGGAUCAAUCAUUUAAGACUGCUUUGGAAAGUUUUCCUGAACUAACAAUAAUUACUCGAGACUCUAAAGCAAAAACUGGAGGAUCAGCUAUUUCUAAAAUCAAAAUGAAUGGCAAAGCUUAUAAUAAGAAAACUCUAAGAACUUCCAAAACAACUGCUAAAUCUGCUCAAGAGUUUGCUGUUGAUCCAGAGAAAAUACAGUUGUAUUCUCUGUAUCAUUCACUCCAUCAUUAUAAAUAUCAUGUGUAUCUGAUAUGUAAGAAUGAGAUUUCUUCUGUGCAGAAAAAAAAUGAAGACUUAGGACAGGAGGAAAUUGUUCAACUUUGUAUGAAAAAUGCAAAAUGGGUGGAGGACCUAUUUGAAAAAUUUGGAGAACUUCUAAACCAUGUACAGCAGAAAUGCUCCUAACAUUUCCACAAACACCCCACCAUUUUUAUAGCACUAAUGAAAUGGCGGAGGGGGUCAUCACAGGUGGUCGUCCAACAGCGGUGCGGGCAUGACAGCUUCCAUCAGCGAACUUUCACCGGGACUUCGGCUAAAGACAGAGGUGCUGCCACAGAUGUCAGUCCUUAGACAUCACCUUAGUCCCACCACAUUUUUAUCCUAAUGAAUGGUUUCUAUUUUGUUAAACCAUUGGGUAACUGAGUUUUGUUUUUUACAAAUGAUGAAGCAUGCACUAAAUAUAACUUUUAUUGCCAGAGAAAUGACACUUAAUUUGAUUUUUUUACCCUCCCUAACUGAUUAAAUGUCAGAAUGAGAGACAUGGCAGAGUCACCUCCGCUUGAGCCACAAAACCGAAAGUAUUGUACAUUGUGUAAACAGAUCUGGUAGGACAUGACAUCCUUGUGUGAGAAUAUCAUCAAUUUAAAAUAUAAAAUUCAGAAACUGCAUUCUGCUUUAUGGACUCUUUAACAUGUUCAGGAAACUGGAUGUGGAAUCGGUGCAAUUCUAUGACUGCUUUUUGUGUCAAAUUAUAUUGUGAUGAAAAACAGUGACAUACUAUUUUCCCUAUCACAAAGAAAAGUAUUUUCGUUUAUACUGUGUCUUUUCCUUUGGAAGAUUUUCAGCUGUACAUUUUAUUUUACUAAUAGUUGUAUUUUUCACAAGGAAAAUGCUGUGGUUAUAAUUAUGCCUCUAUAUCUGUACUGUACUUCAUCGUUUUCAGUAAAUCCUAUUUAGUCAUAUGUCAAAUAUCUAUCGUGAAUUCUAUCUUGAGGUAAUCAUUUUUGUUCAUGCAGGUUUGUUCCAGUGUUACUCACAAUGUGCACUCAGUGCUAGAAUUAGUUUAGCUUUAUAUAUGGGGCUGUGUUAAACACUGCAGCAGUUUUCUUAAUUCAUUUCCAUAAAUUUUUUACUAAAUUAGCACUUGAUAUAAACUGAUUUGUCAAAGUAAAAAUCUGCAUGAUACAUGUUGAAACAUGGAACUAGUAAUCAGAUAAUAUGCAGUGCUACGAACAGCUUCCCUAACUUAGAACUGGAAAUGGAAUUCUCCUUUUGGUGCCUUUUAACCUUUAUACACACUAUCGUAGCUUUCUUAAGUUCAAUAGCUAAUAUUCCAAGCAGUUUAGCUGAGACAGUGAAUAUACUGGUUCAACAAGACCUUAUAUUUCAUUUACAUUUGCCAAACAGGAUGCCUUAUUUGUUUAUGGAAAAGAUUUACUAGUGUCAUUCUAAAUUAUCUCCUGUUUUAGAAGUCAAAGAAAUUGUAGUCAUCAUACUUUUGUUUGUUUUACCACCAUUUAGUGCCUUAAAUCCUGUCAAGAAAAAGCGUUACUGUUCAGUGCCCAAGUAAGACAUGCUUAUGUGGAUAUUUCUAGUAUCUUAAUAUUGAGUUAGCAGGCCAACUGGAGUGGUCAAAUAAUUGAAUAUGCCACUUGACUUGAGAAUAAAACAUUGUAGCAUUGGGUAAAAAUGAAUAUUUGAAUUAAGCUUACAUAUUUAUUUCUGAAGGUUAUUUUAUUGAAAGCAAUAAUUCUUAGUGCUUGUACCUGCCAUUAAACAAAGUACUCAAUAAUGGAAGUUUCUUAAUGGUUCAAAUGUUCCACUUCUUAAAGUUCUUUUUUAACUUAUUUUGUAAAACGAAAGUAACCAUUAGAUUUACUUUGCCUAACUCAUAUAAAAGAUGCAGAGAAUAUGCACAGUGGAAGAAUCAUAAAAUUAAUUUUACAUAUGGAGAAGAGCAGGAAGCAGCCAUAUUUCUUUCUUGUUAGACUUGGCUUCCAAAGUGCAGAAUAGGAAGCUACAUUUCCCAACAGUGUGGUAGAUCUUCCCAUUACUUCCCUGGCUUACCUUGAAGAAUAGAUGGUUUUAAGUAUUUUUAAAACUCAUCAUGCAUUUGAGUAACUUGAAGUAGAUGACCGAACUUUAAGCCCAUGGACAACAAAGAUGUUUCCUUAAAUUUUAAUCUUGUUUCCCAUAGAAAAUAAUCUCUUUCCUUUUGGACUGCAGUUGUCCUCAAAGUGUUUACAAUUUUAGUUGUGUUAGCAAAACACAUGUUUUCAUAAUGAGAGGCCAAGUCCUAUAACACUGACUCAGAGAAACAGACCCUGUUAUUCAGAUGCACCAUCUUGCUUGUUCCAUAUCACAUAGGAGAACAUCAGCCUCAAGCCUUAGAGAAAAGUGGGACUACACACAAGAACUUCUCAUAUGAAGUCACAUAAAUAUAGUUGGUUAGCAUUACAUUCCUUGCCAGGGCAUUUGAAAUUUAUAAUAUAGGAAUACUGUUAGGUUGUAAAUAGACUUACAGAGGUAAAGCAUAUGUUGCUAUAACCGAGGAAAAUAUUUUUAAGAAAGAUUGGAUUUUUCCUACCUAUAGAGAUCUGGAAAUAAUUUAAUGUAAAAAGUCAUUAUGUGUUGGUAUUCAUUACUAGUUCAGAUGAGUGGUUGGAGAAGGCUUUCUGGCCACUUUCAUUAAAAGUUCCAGUUUCCACUUAUUUGAUCACCUUCGGAAAUCAUGAUUUUAUGACUUAAGCAUUAUUGCAGCAAGUUGAACUAAGAACUCACUUUUCCUUUGAACCUAUGCCAUAGGAAUCACUGGUCUUACAGGAGGAAAUAUAAAUUGCAUUUUAUAGUAGUGAAGAAGAUUUCAGAUUAUUUUAAAAUUCCAAAUUUCUGAAUGUUCAUGGGUAGACUCAAGCAUUAGGACUGUUGCCAAAAUGUCCCAUUUAAAACUAUAACUAGCCUCAUAGUAUACAUAUUUAAAGCAGUUUUAUUCCAGCCCAUGUCUGUAACCAGUGCAGCAGCAUUGUUUAUUGAAGCAGCUUUCCGAAAAGUUGUUUCAGUUGUGUAAGUGAUGAAUUUUAUUGCAGUGGUACAAUAGGAUUUUCAUUUUAGUCUUUAUUUCCAUCUGUUUUACAAAAAUACUUUUCAGAUAGAGUAUAAUAGCCCAGGAAAGCUGCUUCUGUGUCAGAUAUACUUGACACACAACUGCACAAAUGAACAAUGUGUAUACUACUGUGCAUUAACUUACAUGCACAGCUUUGGACAUCUGUGUUCGCAAAUGCAUGUUACUGCAAAUCACAUUUAUUUGUAAGUGACAAUAAUUGAAGUUAAGGAUACAAAGAAACUUGCAUUUGUAGUCCAGAGUUUUCAAUUGGUCCAUAAUACAAUGUAUGGAAAUGUGAAUGACAAUUUUGUAUAUUUGUUUGUUACUAACUCAGAUCAUUAAAAUGAAAGCAUUUUUUUAAACAA
This is a messenger RNA of Dipodomys ordii (Ord's kangaroo rat), 8602 nucleotides long. It is a transcript of the gene Qser1, whose product is annotated as glutamine and serine rich 1. Lineage: Eukaryota; Metazoa; Chordata; Mammalia; Rodentia; Heteromyidae. The transcript is spliced from 12 exons. The record is from RefSeq and is a predicted model, not a curated record. Bases 128 to 5320 code for a protein of 1730 amino acids.